This is a messenger RNA of Caenorhabditis bovis, 2010 nucleotides long. Lineage: Eukaryota; Metazoa; Nematoda; Chromadorea; Rhabditida; Rhabditidae. The record is from the annotation of a GenBank genome assembly.
AUGAUUAUUCGAAAUUUGUUGAGCCUCGUGAUCCUCUACACCACCAGCGUUCACUCGCAGCUCUUCACACCGUGCAAUGGAAAAUCGGCGCUCGAUGGCGUCUGCGACAACAAUUCGGAUUGUGACAACAAGGGUUCGAUAUGUUUGCGCGGCAAAUGCAGAUGUCAUCCGCAUUAUAUCGAAACUCGAGAUGAGAAGGGACGGCAGAAAAAGUGUGUAGUAUUACCGGCGAAAGUCGGCGCGCGGUGCUCAACGAAAUGCCGCGAGCCGUUGUUCUGCCGCAACGGCGAAUGCCAAUGCGUUCAGCGCGGCACGACGCGUAUCAGCAACGGCGAGUGUGUGACGACGUCGCGCGUCGGCGAUCGCUGCUCGCGUCACUACGAUUGCACGUCGCCGUUCUCGGCGUGCCUCAACUCGCAAUGCGUUUGCAUUUCGGGAACGAUUCAGCAGGGGACGCGAUGCGUCGCCGCCGCCAAUUGUCCGCUCGGCGGCCUACCCGGCCAGAGUUGUGUUCGACGGUCCGACGCGUCGCUGGCCUACAACCUGCCGCCCGAUCAGGACAACUGUCCCGGCGGUCAGGUUUGUGUGACCGCUGGCGACAGCCCCAUCGGCCAUUGUUGUCCAGUUGUGUGUCCGCUGGCAAGCCACGUGGAUCACAAGUACUCGUGCCAUCCGAACGUGACCGAAGCGCUGAAAUGCCCAUCCGACACUCAUUUUUGCCAUCUGCUUUCGGAUGGCAGCUUCUCGCAGGCGGUCUGUUGUCGGCGGCCGUGUAACGCGCUGGCGCCGAACGCGCUCUACACCAACAACCAGUGUAUUCCGCGCGGCCAACUGAACUCGGCGUGCACGAGCAACGCGCAAUGCGGCGGCGGCGAAGGAAUGGAAUGCGUGAAGGGCCAAUGCCAAUGCCAGAAGAACUUCCAUCCGAGUGUCGACGCGUUGACGCAUCCGCUCAAAAAUCCAUCGCAAACGUGCUCGCGCGAUUGCGAAUCGGAGAAUUUGUCGCGUGACACGAGCUGCAUGAAAUCGGUGCCGUUGGGCUCGUUGUGCUUCAUUCAGAAGCAGUGCCCGCAAAACUCGGGAUGCUAUCGCGGACGAUGCAUGUGUCGAUGCGGUUUCGUUGCCAAGAAUGGAAAAUGCGCUGCGCUUCCGGCACCCUCAACGACAACAUCGGCGCCUUCACCCCCAAUCAUUCCCGGAGUUCAACUACCUCAAGGAAACGACCUGUUCAAACUGUUUGGACAAUUUCUGGGCGGCGGAAACAGUGGUGGAGAAUUUCUAUACUUUAUCGUUUUCGUCGUUGCCGCUAUUAAAGUUAUCAAGAAUAAGCCGACGACUACGACGACUUCUAAACCGACGACGACGACGAUUCCAAAGAAGACGUCGAAUGUGGUGUGUCUAGCGGAUCGAAACGCGUCGGAAUGCGCGAAUUUUUGCGAAAAACUUGACGAAUUUCAAAAUCGUGAUGAGAUCGAGCAAUCGUUCACCAUUAUUGAAUACUCGUUGAUCGGCUUAAUUGGCGCUCUUCUAAUUAUCCUAAUUGCCCUCAUUGUCUUUUGGUGGCGAAUCGAGCCAUCCGAGGUGACGGUUCGAGAAGCGAAUCCGAAAUACGAUGACAAUCGAUCGACGAGACCUCGGGCUGAUCAGAAUGAUUCGGAAGCUCAAAGGCUUCUUGAGAAUCCCGAGUUUAUGGCGAAAUUCAACGCGUUUAAAAUAGCGAAAGAGAAAGAGUAUCAAGAGGAUUUGAAGAUAUUUGAAGCGGCGAGAAAGGGGAAAAUCUAUAUACCAAAUGAGGUUGAGGACGCCGAUAUGAUCUCGAACGUCGCGGCUAAUGAUGAUGUGAAGCUGAGAUAUGUGUAUUACGAUCCGACGAUGAAUGGAGAGUACGAGAUUGGCACCGACAUCGAUGAGGUCGAGCUCGCGCCGAGCACUAUCGUCGCUCCGUUGACGGAAUCCGCGCGGACAAUCCACCGGGCCGCCAAGAAUGACUCGAAUGAGAAAUCGUCGUGA